Messenger RNA from Vitis vinifera (wine grape), 1661 nucleotides. RefSeq names its product NAC domain-containing protein 73. Gene Ontology annotation, molecular function: DNA-binding transcription factor activity; transcription cis-regulatory region binding. The transcript has 3 exons. Gene Ontology annotation, cellular component: nucleus. Gene Ontology annotation, biological process: regulation of DNA-templated transcription. NCBI's taxonomy places the organism in Eukaryota, Viridiplantae, Streptophyta, Magnoliopsida, Vitales, Vitaceae. The record is from RefSeq and is a predicted model, not a curated record. The coding region runs from base 337 to 1248 and encodes 303 amino acids.
AGCAAUCUUCAUUUUUUGUUGAAUCUCAUAUCAUACUUGUAGGGUUUCCUCUCUCUCCAUUUUCAUAUUCUGUAGCCCUCUGAAUAUAUAUAGUCAUUCAAAGGAUCAAAAAAAGUGAAGAGGAAUUCAAUUCCUUACCAACCCUAAUGAAGAACUGGCUUCAUAGGGUCAUGCUUUAGAAGACACAUCUUGCUUUUCUUUCUUUUUCUUUUUACCCCUUCCUCUCUGUCCCUCUCUUCUUAGAUUUUUUGUUUACUUCUGGAGUUUCUGUAGAGAAGCUACAAACAAUAAACUUAGGGUUCACUGUGGGAUGGGCAUUAGAGGAAAACUAGAGAAAUGACUUGGUGCAAUGACUGCGACAACAGCCGGAUGAUCGAGGGAAGCUCCCCGCCGUCGACGGAUAACAGUACUGUUAUAGCUGAAAAACCUAAGGACACUGCAACUAGAACUUGUCCUUCAUGUGGUCAUCAGAUCAAAUUGCAAGAACAGGCUCGAAUUCAUGAUCUGCCAGGGCUACCGGCCGGAGUGAAGUUCGAUCCGACUGAUCAGGAGCUUCUUGAACAUUUAGAUGGGAAGGUGAGGUGUGAUGACCAUAAGCUUCAUCCUCUCAUUGAUGAAUUCAUCCCAACUCUUGAAGGAGAGAAUGGAAUUUGCUACACCCACCCAGAAAAGUUACCAGGGGUGAGCAAAGAUGGUCUGAUCCGCCAUUUCUUCCAUCGCCCUUCGAAGGCAUACACUACGGGAACUCGAAAAAGAAGAAAAGUGAGCACAGACUCAGACGGUGGGGAGACCCGGUGGCAUAAAACAGGCAAGACUAGACCAGUUUUUGUUGGUGGCAAGGUGAAGGGGUACAAGAAAAUCCUUGUGCUCUACACCAACUAUGGGAAGCAAAGAAAGCCCGAGAAAACGAAUUGGGUUAUGCACCAGUACCACCUUGGCAAUAACGAAGAAGAGAAAGAUGGAGAACUUGUAGUUUCCAAAGUUUUCUACCAGACACAACCACGACAAUGCAGUUCCAUCAUGAAAGACUCCCUCCCCUCAAAAUUAAAGGAUCAUCACAGCGGCCAUGAGAGUCCAAAUCUUAGAAACAAUGCCCUUGUGGAGUACUAUAAUCCCAAUUCUUUCAUAUCCUUCGACCAAGGCAGCCAAAAUAGAUUGAGCCACGCCCGGCUAAUUCCUAAUUUCACAGUCCAUGAUGGGUCUACCUUCUUACUCGAAAAUGUGAAGGAACAUAUGGGGAGGCAAUAGAGAGGAGGAAGAGUCGAAGCAAAUUUCUAUUAGGUAAUUAAUGCAGUAAUGGUGCUAUAUAAGUUAUGAGUAAUGCAUGCUAUCGUUUCCUCCUUGUGAUAUAAAUCAGGAGGCUGUUGAAUCCUAGAGGAUAGAGUGCAAUUAACCAGCAACACGAACAAUUAUUCUCGAAGUACCGAUCUCUUCUCAAGGACAGCGGAUCGAUUCCCUUUACCCAUGGAAUAAGUUUUUAUCUUUUUCUGCAGAUUUCUCACAUGGGUCAAUGGCCCUUUGAUGUGGGAUAUUAAAUUACCAAUUGUACAAAGAUGAUUCUUAGUUUAUAUAGCACGAUAGGCCUUCACUCUUCCAGGCUUUCAGCUUCAUAUCCUUUGUCAAUGAUGAGAAAAAUAAAGUGUACUAUUUCCCUUCUUUCA